Bursaphelenchus xylophilus (pine wood nematode) is the source of this 1523-nucleotide messenger RNA. NCBI's taxonomy places the organism in Eukaryota, Metazoa, Nematoda, Chromadorea, Rhabditida, Aphelenchoididae. The record is from the annotation of a GenBank genome assembly.
AUGCAGACGUGGACAUUGGUUCUGCUUCUGUUGUGUUAUGUUAAAGCAGAUGAUCCCGUGGACGAUUUCUCCGAAUUUGACAAUGCCGAAAGUUUUGACGCUCCGGUUGUAAUUGAGAGUGGGCCAAAUAACGAAGACGUUGAUGUAAAAAAGCCUCAACAAGUAUGUUUUAAUAUAUUUUACGUCGUUUUUAUAUAAUUACACUGAUUUUAUGAUUUAGGAAGUAUUUGAGGAAGAAGAAUUUGUGUCGCUGGAUGAAGAAUUUGAGGCCCCCACCGAAGAAGUACAGCAAGGCGACUUUAAUGCACCUCAUCCUGAAAAGAAAAUUAGCCCUUUAACUUUUGCUGAUGUAAGACCAUUUGUAAAUUAUUUAUUGUUUUAGAUUCCAUCUCAUUUUCGUUCAAAUUGGUCCUCAUACCAGGUCGAAGCUGUUGCCCUUGUAAUUGUUUUUAUCUAUGCCGUAAAUUUCCUAUUAGGGAAGUCCAAGAAUCAGGCUUUGGCGAACAAAUGGUACGCCGAUAGUGCUAUUACCCUCAGACAACAGUUCUCAUUAGUCGGAGACGAUGGAACUUCACAGGAACCAAUUGGAGGAAGUCUAAUUAAAGAUACCGAAUACAGCUACUCUCUAUGGUGUUCUGGUCGAGCUGGAGUAAAAGGAAUGCUGAGUCAACUCAAACUUGUCAAAAGACAGGACUUGGUUGGCCUGGUGCUCAAUUGUUUCAGUCCCCGAGCUGACAGAAUUGUUCAUAGAAUUGAUCUUGACCCUCAGGAAAUGGAUACUUUUGUAAUGGUACUCGGACUGAAGAAGUCGAUCAUCAGACUUGUGAAAGAAUAUCCAGACCUUGUAAGUCUUGGGACGGGUUCAUAUCAAUUAUUUAUAGUCUACAUUUGCGGUUGAAAGGAAGCCCCAGAUACCAUUGCCAAACAACUUCCUUGUUUAUGCUGAAGUUUCCGAAACUAUCCCUGCUCUUUUAGACAAUACUGUUCAGCAAUUCUUUAAGCGCUAUGAACAUUUGGUAGAUUACUUUCAUUUUUCUGACCAAUAUGUUGGACCAAAGGGUCCUGAGUAAGUUCUUUUACUGUUAAUAUUGUGUGUCAUCUAUAUCUGUUGGUAUACUUUAGCGGUUUUAAUUUUUAGCGAUUCUGUGGCACGGUUCCCCGAGAAUUCGCCUACUUUAACGUUCAGUUAUUUCCUGGAUGAGUCGGCAGACGAGGAAACCGAACGGAUUGUCCUUCAAUUCACGUUUAUUAUGAUCGACAAGAUCAGGAAGUACAGACUUAGCAGAGAGGGAAAGCUCAAGGCAGACAAGAAAAGGAGAUCGGUGGAGGAGGCAUACCUGAAGAAUACCCAUCAACAACGCCAGGAGGCAGCUCAGGCUAGAAGAGAGGAAAGAAGCCGAGAAAGAAAAGAAAAGUUGCUCCAAGAAGAAGAUCCUGAUAAACAACGAAAACUGCAGAAACUGGAAGACAAGAAGAACAACAAGCUCAAGCUACCAAAGAUGAAACAACUUCGGGUAAAGUAG